Molecule: messenger RNA, 1002 nt
Organism: Fonsecaea pedrosoi CBS 271.37
Lineage: Eukaryota; Fungi; Ascomycota; Eurotiomycetes; Chaetothyriales; Herpotrichiellaceae
Exons: 2
Coding region: 1-1002 (333 amino acids)
Source: RefSeq, a predicted model, not a curated record
AUGCGUUCGCUCAGGCCUUUCCCUUACCUGUCAGCAACACUCUCCUUGCUCAUUGCUCAGAUCGCGUUAUGUCAGAUUCGCGGUCCUCGAUUCCGCUUUGACAACCAGGGCAACGGCAACGUCAACCAGGAGGAUUUGCCCGAAACCCCCGAACAGCGACAGAAUGACCUUCAUUGGGGGUUCCAUGAAGCCCUAAUGCUCGCGAGACUGGUCGCGGUCACCUUCAACCCUUGCGAACCUGUGUACCUCCGCUAUUUCAAACCAGAGGAAGCCAUCUUUGUCAGGAACGCGUUCUACACCAUCGCCAACAUCCCGCUCGAUGACCCUCCUCCAGAUCCGACCGAUAUCAACCAAUUCAUCUCUGGCAUCGGGCAGAACCAAGUCAACCCCAAGUUCGACCUCUUGACAAUAUCCAUCAAUGACAACAGCGCCAUUGGUAGAUACGAUCCAAUGUGUUCAGUCAUGCCAGGCUUUCAGGCAUACUUUGAGCAGCGGAUUGACGAGCUGGGGCCACCAGCCUUCAUGUCCGUCUGCGAUUACUCCUUCAGUCACCCAUCACUCGCCGACAUUGAAAAUCCGCCAGCCUGGGCAAGAGAUCCCACUGGAGCUCCCGAACCCGGGUAUGGUUGUGACAAUCUGCUUGAUCAUGACAACGGCUACAUGAUAAGCCUCAGCGGGAUUAUGCUGCAUGAGCUCUUCCACUGGACCUACCUCUUCGAGGACAUUCCACAGUUUGAGGACUUUAUUGCCUUGGACGAGGAACUCAUACGCGUGAUCGAUGACUGGAAGGGUCCGUUCCCGCCGGAUGGUUAUGGUCCCUUUCACGCCAUGCUGGUCAACACCCUCCCCAUGCAACCUCUCGUGGCGUUCCCAUCCACCAACAAUGCCGAUAAUUAUGUCUACUACGCGCUAUCGAAGUGGUGGUCGUUCAAGUGCCAACGGGCCUUUGGUCCCACAGUCGAUGAAGACGACGGCUAUCGACGCGAUUACCCACGUUAUUAA